Stegostoma tigrinum is the source of this 7338-nucleotide messenger RNA. It is a transcript of the gene rabac1, whose product is annotated as Rab acceptor 1 (prenylated). Gene Ontology annotation, cellular component: Golgi apparatus. The transcript is spliced from 6 exons. The record is from RefSeq and is a predicted model, not a curated record. Lineage: Eukaryota; Metazoa; Chordata; Chondrichthyes; Orectolobiformes; Stegostomatidae. The coding region runs from base 145 to 714 and encodes 189 amino acids.
UGAUUGGUCAAGAGACUGGACACGGGCCGUUUCUGGUAGAGGAAAUAGAAUCAGAAAAGCCUAUGACGCUAUAUCCUUUGCCAACGGGUCACAAGAAGAAAGCGAAGCCGGUGUUCUCAUCACUCUGAGUGCUUUCAGGACAACAUGAGCUCGAAGCCUGAGGACGUGUUCUCCCUAACCAAAGAGGACGAAGCAAGCGGGGUGACUGGCAGGAUGUACAUUCCAAAGAUCAUCUCCCAGGGCCCAGCCAAGGAGUGGAUCGAGAGGCGCAGGCUCACCAUCCGACCCUGGGCCUCCUUCAUUGACCAGAAGCGAUUCUCGCGGCCAAAGAACUUUGGCGAGCUGUGCAAGCGCGUGGUGAAGAACGUGGAGCACUUCCAGAGCAACUAUGUGUUUGUGUUCCUGGGCCUCAUCGUGUACUGUGUGAUCACCUCUCCAAUGCUGCUCAUCGCCCUGGUGGUGUUUUUCGGAGCUUGUUAUAUCGUUCACCUGCGAGCUUCCCAGUCCCGCCUUGUCCUGUUCGGUCGAGAGUUGAGCCCUGCUCAUCAGUACGGUCUGUCUGGAGCAAUCUCCUUCCCCUUCUUCUGGUUGGCUGGUGCUGGAUCAGCUGUGUUCUGGGUCCUGGGUGCCACCCUGGUGUUCAUUGGCGGUCAUGCUGGUUUCCACGAGUUGGAGUCGGGAGACGUUGAUGAGCUUCAGAUGGAGUCAGUAUAAGCAGGGGCAGCUGGCUCAGACAUUGGGAGAAUGGUCAUAGCUGCAGCACUUUAUACAGAGGGAGAGGUUGGGCAGUCUAUCGAGAAUUCACCAAGGCUGCUCACUUUGUCACUUCGGAGUUUUUCCAAUGGGCAGUCUGUGUGUUUCAGUCUGAACUUGAAGAGCCCAGGAGGUGCUCACCUCACUGUAACCUUUCAGCGAGUCAAACUCAUAAUAAUGUCCUCUCCUGGAAUGUUAUAUACACGCUUAGAUUAUCAAGCUGCUUUUGACUUUUCAUUAUUUACUGAUUCGUGUUGUGAGUGAUAUUUGUAGGUGCCGGGACUUCUGUAUGUAAACGGGCUAUGGGUGGUAAGUGUGACUGCUGGCUUGGCUCCCGCGGUUGUCAGUGGAUAUUAUUUUCUGAAGUGACCCUUUGCCUGUUCUGUGUAUUUUUAAAGACCUGACAGAUAAAGAGGCCAAUCCCAGCACCCUCAGCCUGUCUCACUGCUGAGCCUUGUCCCUACUCACUGCCUGUUGUGUUUGUCACCUUCCCUGUUGCACGGCCUGUUGCCUUGCCUUCUCCGAUCCUCACGUUCUGCAUCCCACUCCUCCCGGUCACAUUCCGCUCUCUCUCAUACUCCUCUUUCUCCCAGCCUCAAAAGGAAAAAGAAAUGCGGAGAAGUGGACAAGGAGUCACUCCAGAAACUAAUAUCAACUGACAUUUCCACCGAUAGACCAGAGCCAAUAGUUUCAAUGUUACAAUCCACAGCCUGUAUACCACUCCACCUUGGUCUUUUAUCAGUGUAGAAUCUUACAGAACAGCAAACAUGCAUUGGGCCUCUGACCUACUUAUACUAGUCCCACUUUGCCACACUAUGCCUUCAAUGUUAUGACAUUUCAAGUGGUUGUCCAAGUGCUUUUUAAAGGUUGGGAGGUUUCCUGUCCCGACUGUCCUCCCAGGUAGUGUAUUCUGACCCAUGCCAUUCUCUGCAUGAAACAAUCCUCAAAUCACCCUCUAAAUCUCCUGCCUUUUACUUUAAAAUAAUUGAACCUUCAACUCAGGGCAUCAGCUGCUCCCGAACUCUCUUUCUCUCCUCCUGCUCCUCCUCCUCCUCCUCCUCCUCCUCCUCCUCCUCCUCUCUCCCCCCUCCCCCCCCCAUGCCUCUCAUAAUCCUACACACUUCUAUCAGGUCACUCCUCAACCUUCUCUGCUCCAAAGAAAACAACCUCCAGCCUCUCUUCAUCACUGAAAUUCUCGGUCCCCGGCAACACUCUGGUGAAUCUCCUCUGCCACCCCUCCAGUGCAAUCACAUCCUUAUUAUAGUGUGGAGACUGGAACCGCGCAUAGUUCUCCAGCUGUGGCCUCAUCAAAAUCAUAGAUUCAAACAGCAUGGAAACAGACCCUUUGAUCAGUCCAUGCUAAUGAUAAUCCAAAAUGAAACUAGCCCCAACUGCCUGUGCCUGGCCCAUAUCCCUCCAAACGUUUCCUAUACUUGUACUUAUCCACAUGUCUUUUUAACAUUGUAACCAUACCUGCAUCCACCACUUCCUCUGGAAGUUUAUUCCACACAUGAUAAAAGUGUGUUUUGUUUUAAAACAAAACUCCUCUUGUGUCUUUUUAAAAUGUUUCCCCCUACUUUUCGACUCCCCUACCUGCGGGGGAAAAAAGACCUUGGCUGUUCCCCCUAUCCAUCCUCUUGUGAUUUUAUAAAUCUCUAACGUCACUCCCUGGCUUCCUAUGCUCCAGAGAAAAUAGCCCAACCAAUCCAGCUUCUCUUUAUAACCCAAAUCCUCCAUUCCCAGCAACACCCUGGUAAAUCUCCUCUGGACCGUCUCCAUCUCAAUAAUCACUUCAUAUAACAGGGCAACCAGAACUGGGCACAAGUCCCGUACAGCUCCACCAUAAGCUCCCCCCUCUUAUAAGCUGUGCCUCAUAACACGUGAGUCCUGUAUUACUUGGUAUAACUACUGUCAAUGUUAAGAGUCUCCCAUGUCAGGAGGAAGGGUCAGAGGGGAAACUAGGUCAAUGCUCCACCAAACACCUGGGAAGGAGCAGGGAGCAAGUCUAAUAGACAGAGUCAGGAGUUGGGCUCUUAAGUUGCCCAGCAGGUUCCCAAGAGUGACAGUCUCUGACUCAGCUUGAACCAUCUGCAGAUUAAUGUCAGAGCAGGUUGAAGAAUGAUGGAACUUAAUGUUCGUUUUCUGAAAACAUAUUGCUUUAAGGCAAAAAAUCUCUCAAUAGGAAGACAGAGCUGUGGAUAAGUAGGGAAGGUAAGACCACAUUAGGUGAAAGGAGGAGGCUUAUGAAGUUGCCAAAUAGGUUGCAAGCAAUCUCACUGCAUCUUGCAAAAUUCUUAAAGGCAGAACAGACACUGAAAGGAUGUCUCCCCCAACUGUUGGGACAACCCUGGAGUAAAAGGCUCCUCAUUUAGGGCUGAGAUGAGGAGGGAAUAUGUUCUCUUGGAGGGUAGAGAAUCUUAGGAAUUCUUGACCCCAGAGGGCAGGCUCAGCUGUAAACCAGAGAUUGAGAUUGUUAAUAACGAAGAGGGAGCAGCCUGAGAAUGUGACAUUCUGGUACAUCCUUGAUGAUCUAGAAUGAUACAAAGGCUGAACAGCCUCCAUUUAUGUCUAAUUCCUACCUCUAGAUGCUUAUUUCCAGUUUUUUGUUUUAUUACAUGCAGGUGUAAUGACUGUUUUCAACAGGACUUUCCCUCCGUUUUUAGUUAGCUACUCUCCGAAGACUUCUGUGCCACAAAUCUAUUUAUUAUCUGGCCCUCCACAUCUGCCCUGGCUGUAACUCUUUCUACUUCCUCUCAUCCUGUCCUGUUACCAUUUUGGAAGUUUGCAUUUCUUGUCAUUUUAUAUCUGUCACCUCCUGAUAUCCCAUGUCCCAUCGUACCGUCCCACGGUUCUCACUCCACGAAACGGAACGCCCCUCCUUCAUAACUCAAACCUUCCAGUCCAGUUAGCAUGCCAGUAAAUCUUUUCUGCAUUCUUUCUAGUUUAAUAAUAUCCUUUCUAUAGUAGGGGGACCCAGAAUGGUGCGCAGUACUCCAAAUGUGGCCUCACCAAUGUCUUGUACAGCUGUGAUAAGAUUUCCCAACUCCUGUACUCAGUACUCUGAUUUUAAAAUCAAACAUGCCAAAAGCCACCUUCACCACCCUGUCUACCUGUGAUUCCACUUCCAGGGAGCUGUGAAUCUGUAUCCCGAGCUCUCGUUGUUCUGUAACAAUCCACACAGUUCUGCCAUUGUCCGUAAGCCCUCCCUGGUGUGACCUGCCAAAAUGCAAUGUACCACAUCUGUCUAAAUUAAGUGCCAUGUGCCAUUUGUCAGCCCACUGGCCCAGUCAAUCAAGAUCUUGCUGGAUUGUCAUUCUUCAGAUUUUAAAAUCCUAGUUUCAAUUUGAACUACAUCUUCUUUCAAACUUAAUAGAAAAUUUCAUCAUAUUAUGGUCACUGUUCACUAAAGAUUGUUUUGCAACCUUAACUGCAUUGUGGAUGGUCUCGUGUACAGUGGUAGUAUCCCUAACUCCUGAGCCAAGAGUCCCGGGUUCAAGUUCCACCUGCCCCCGAGGAGUACAUGUUAACAUCUCUGACCAGGUUAGAAAAAUAUCUAGUUAUAAAAUAGGGAUGACUGAGCCGUGGCUACAGGUGAAAUCAGGAGAUGGAAUUAAACAUUGAAGGUCCUAAUAGAGUUUGAAAAGAAGAGGUGAAUGGGGAGCUGUCCUUAGUCAAGAUGGCAGUAGAUUAAAAUAGAAUAAAAGAAAUAAAAAGACUCAAAUAGAUGGUAACAAGAAAAGAGAGGAAAGGGUUAACUACACUGUUGGUGUUGUCUACAGAGCACCUGAAAUUGUCAGAGAAGGAAAGCAAGUAUGCUAUCAAAUUACACAAUUGAAUUCUUAAAAAUAAGGGGAAAUGCCUGUUUACAUUAGUGCAGUAUGAUAUACAUCACCCUGGCCGUGACUGGACACAAGGGGCCUGUAAAGGAGAACCUGGAACAGAGUUUUCUCAAUCUGUGCAGUGCUCCUGUCUAAUCCAAGAUGAAUAGAAGACAGAACAUUUGCAGUUAGAUCUAAUGAUUGAGAAUGAAUCAGAACAGAGAAGUAGAGCAUCUAGGCAGUAGCAACUUUACCAUAAUGAUUAAUUGCAUCAUCCAAACAUUGUUGCCAAUGUUAACAGAUUGGCGACUUGCCAGUGAGGGAGGGGUGAUGAUUGUCGAUUCUUUUUUUGGAUGAGUGAAGAUUGGAGAAGGCUUGGGUGGAACGUGUAUAUCAAAUAGACUGAUAGCUGGGUCAACUAGCCUGUCUGUGAUGCAUUGUAUACACUCAGAUUUGGGAGGGAUAUCAGGAAUGAUAUGGUGGAAAUAGCUAAGGAACGAGGGCAGCACGGUGGCUAUGAUUUAUUUUUCCUUUUUUAUUCAUUAACAGGAUGAGGGUAUCUCUGGCCAGGCAGCAUUUAUUGCCCAUCCCUACUUACCAAGAGGGCAGUUCAGAGUCACCCACAUUGCUGUCACACGUAGGCCAGACCAAGUCGGGAUGACAGUUUCCUUUCCUAAACGACGCUAUUGAACCAGAUGGUCUUUUGCUGCUAGUUGACACUGGAUUCAUGAUUGUCGUUAGACUCUUAAUUCAAGGUUUUUUAAAUUCAAAUUCCACCACAUACCACGGCGGGAUUUGAACCCAGGUGCCCAGAAUAUCAUCAAGGUCUCUGGGUUAACAGUCCAGUGCCAAUACCAUUGCCUCCCCAUUGCUGUCUGACCAUGCCAGGGACCUGGCUUCGAUUCCACCCUCAGGCAACUGUCUGUGUGGAGUUUGCAUGUUCUUGCCUUGUCUGCGUGGGUUUCUUCUGGGUGCUCCGAUUUCCUCCCACGCUCUGAAGAUGAAAAGGUUAGACUAAAUUGGGCAAUGCAGGGUUAUGGGAUAGGGUGAGAUUCUCUUUGGGGGGUCAGUGUGGACUCAAUGGGCUGAAUGGCCUGUUUCUGCACUGUAGGGAUUGUAUGAUUGUAGAAAUGUGUAGGGUAUGUUCGCUAGUGCCCAGCAUCAGGAAGCCACUCUCAUUUGCCCUGCUGAAGUUACAGGUCACACAGUUCCUGCUCCUUUCUCCCCCAACCCGUGGUGGGUGAUUUGGGGCACCUCGUACCUGUUCUCUUUCUCUGCAGGCCAGGUAUCCGAUGAUGUUUGGUCUCCGUCAUUCUGGUCAAGGUCCAUGAAUGUCAGCCUGGUAGACCCUUCUCUUUCCCCCCCACCCCCUGAUGUUGGUCUUUCUUAAUCCAUAGAUGUCAGUUAAUGAAACAUAAGAUGUGGAAGAGGAAGUAGGCCAUUCAGCCCAUUGAGCUCCAACAACCAAUGUAUCACGGCAGAUCUGAUUAUCUGUGACUCUGCUUUUCUGCCUGUUUCCCCCCUAAUCCUUGAUUCCCUUACUGAUUAGAAGUCUGUCUCAGCUUUCAAUAUACCCCAUGACCAAGCGCCAUAGCCCUCUGAGUGAAGAAGUUCCUCCUUCCCUUUGUCUUGAAUGAGUGACCCCUUAUUCUGAGUUGAUGUCCUCUGGCCUGAGACUCUUGCAGAAGGGAAAACUGCACCCACCCUGUCACUCCUCUAAGAAUUUUGCUCAGUAAGGUUACUUGGAAAAUUGUGUUCAGUACUGGCUGCCUCAUUAUAGGAAAGAUGUGGAAGCUUUAGGGUGUAGAGGAGAUUUACCAGGAUGCUGCCUGGACUGGAGGGCAGGUCUUUAGAGGAAAGGUUGAGGGAGCUAGGGCUUUUCUCAUUGGAGCAAAGAAGGUUGAGAGGCGACUUGAUGGAGGUUUCCAAGAUGAUGAGAGGUGUAGAUGGAAUGGAUAGCCAAAGACUUUUUUCCCCAGGUCAGAAAUGGCUUUUACAAGGGGGCAUAAUUUUAAGGUGAUUGGAGGAAGGUAUAGGGGAGAUGUCAGAGGUAGGUUCUUCACACAGAGAAUGGUGGGCGUGUGGAAUGCGCUGCCAGUGGUGGCAGUGGAGUCAGAUACUUUAGAGACUUCCAAGUGACUCUUGGAUAGGCACCUGGAGGAUAGUAAAAUGCAGGGUAGAUUGAUCUUCGCAGGAUAAUAGGUCAGCACAGCAUCGUGGGCCAAAGGGCUGUUCUGUGAAAGGUUGCUUCUCGUUCUCCUAAGCUCAUGAUGAGUAGAGGCCCAAUCUAUCUCACCUGGCCCCAUCAGACAGUCCCGCCUUACUGGUAUCAGCUUUCUGACAUUCCCAAGAGUCUGUAAGUGUCCUUUUUAAUGUAAAAAAGAAAAUCUUUAUUGAACAAGAAAGAAAACCCUAUAUUAACACUAGACAGACAGGUAGGGCAGAUUUUAACACAAACACCAGCAAAAGGAUUCAAACACUCAGUCUUCCUAGUGACCGCCUCAGAAGCACCUAAACCACAGUGUGGAGUCAUCAUUGUCUCCACAUCUAGGCAUCUUGCUCCAACAUUUCGCUGCAUCCAUUUGAUGGAUUUCUUCAGAUGGUACCUCUCGCUGAAAUAUCUAAAACUGCAAAUUAAACUCUCUGCUCCAUACACGUGAAAUGCUCUGAAAAUGAAAUCCCACUAUUCGUCUCGCACUGUUAUUGUCAGUGGCCAAUUACUUUUGUACUGUGGUCAAAAUAAAUGUCUCAAGGCUUCUUAAACAAA